Messenger RNA from Tilletiopsis washingtonensis, 2957 nucleotides. RefSeq lists its product as hypothetical. NCBI's taxonomy places the organism in Eukaryota, Fungi, Basidiomycota, Exobasidiomycetes, Entylomatales. Bases 1 to 2736 code for a protein of 911 amino acids. The record is from RefSeq and is a predicted model, not a curated record. The transcript is spliced from 3 exons.
AUGAGGCGCACUCAUGCGCACCCUCACCUCUUGCCUCCCCGUCACGGCGCGGCGACCACGCCGGAGAUAGCAGGCCGCCGAGAGAGCAAGACGCAGCCGCAGCGGCACAUGGGCGAGGGUCCCAUCGGUACCGCCGUGCUGCCGAGCACGGCGCCGCGGCAAGGGGCCGCGGAUGCAGCCCAGGGCCGCUCAAGGGCACCGCCGCAAGCCAAGCACGCAACAGCAGCGCAGCCACGCUCCCCCUUGGUGCUGGGCCCUGUGCCGCGGCUACGGCUCUGCCAGUCCGAUGUCGACGUCGCCCACGUUGGCCCCUGGACGUCCGCGGAUCCGUUGCGCCUCGGGCCGACCCCAGAGUGGCACCGACUCGACGUGCACCCCUUGACCAUCACCUCGCCACGCCGCCGCCAUGGACUAGAGACUCUGCGCGUGCCGCCUCGUCUCGCCACGCUGAGGUGCACCACGACUUCGACACGCCCCGCACGCACCGCCGCCUCUUUCGCCACCUUCUCAUCGCUGUACGACUGUCCUACUGAGCACCGACGGCGGCUGCGGUAUCGUCCUUCGAUGCGACAGCCGACGUCCGCCCAGGGCGAGCUGGGCGGAGAUUUCCGCGAGACGCCGUCGCGAGAGCAGGUGGCGCGCGCCGCGCUGCGCUCGCUCGGCGCACCUUCCUUCUCCCAGCCACCAGCUGCGCGUGGCAGCCGCAGCUUCCAUGCCGGCAGCAAUGCUGCAUCAGGAUCCGGCAUGGUCCGACCGACGGACCUGUCGCAGCCGGAAACGCACAGCCAGCCGCGCUACGCAACGUAUUCGCAGAGCGCUCCGAAGCAGGCUUACCACCAAGACGCGCCGGCCUUCUCACCCUCGCCUUCGCCGGGGUAUCCCUUCCACGCUUCUUCGUCGCACUAUGAGAUCGGCGAGCAGAGCUCGAGCAGGCAGGACCGCCUACAGAACGACUCUCCAGCCAGCCGCAUGCCCAGCCUGAGCUUCUCGUGCAGCAGUCGCGGCUCGGCGCCGCUGGUGUCGCCUCCAGAGCCAGGCGCCCCAUCUGGGACAUCCGCCACCGAGCGCUCCGAAGCAUCCAUCGAGCGCGUCGCUGCUGCCCUGCGACUGCGCCCGUGCGACGUGCGCGGCGCUCUGCGUGAAGAAGACGAGCAGCGCUCCGGUCCGCCGGCCACAGCCGCAGCAAGAACCGCAGCAUCACAGCCCACGGACGAGCCUGCGCAGAGGUCGCCUCCUGGAAGUCCCAAGCUUGACCGGGACACGUUGCGUCUCGUGCUGGAGGCGAUGCGAGCAGAAGACCAGCGUGUCGCCCAGCUCGCCUUGUAUCGCACAGAAUACCUGCGCGCCGAGUCGUUGCGCAUGGAGAUCGAGCUACAGCAGCAGCGACAGCACGCAGCUGCCUGGCAGAACGAUGGGGCGCUCAGCCCGCGCCAUCGCUUCCGACUCUCCUCCUCGCCGCCGCCACCGUACGCCGCACUCCCCGUCGACGAGGUUUCGUCGCGGACGUUUGACGACCGAGAUGCCCAUCAAGAUUACGCCAUGUAUGCUGGGUCCAGGCUUUGGCCAAGACCGUCACCCAGUGGCGCAGUGAUGCCACCGCCCGACGUGCCUAGCGAGCAACGGAGGCUCUCUCAGCGACAGUCCGAGACGCUCCCAGGCACCGGAGCGGCGGGCCAAACUGCUUUCACUGGCGCCGCAUCUCAUAGGCAGACGCACUUCUCUAGCCCGAUGCGGAGCCCGCUCCCCAGCCUUCCGCCGCCUGCUCAGCAGAGCCUGCGCCACAGCUUCUCCUCGGCGCCCACACGCACGCAUCGGUCCAUGGACGACUAUGCGCUGGCGCGUCCGCCCUUGCCUGGGAGCGGCUCUGGCCAUGGCAUGGCCGGGCCAGACUCCUUCGCUUUGCGCCCUCGCAGCGUCUCACAUGCGCAAGAUCUCUACCAACAGUCGGCAGCGCAGCUUCCCAUUCGCGGUCUGCCUCACAGACAGAUCCGCGCAGCUGCGCCAACGCUGCGCGACGACUUGUCGCACAUAAUGCGCUCGCCGGAACUGCUGUCUGCGAGUUCACUUUCGCUGGCCGACAGCUUUCCCUCGGAGCGAAGGCGCGACAGCAUCGAUUCGCUCGCCGGCUCGAAGCGGCCACGUUCUCCCGACGGCGAACAUGCCGAAGAGCGGCUCUGCGGACGAGAGCGGCACACUGGAGGACCGUGCGCCAGUCCAGAGACCUGCUCCAGCUUGGCUGAGGAGACCAACGAGCUCGCCGAGUCGGAUGGCCUUGGCGCGGCCCAGUCUCCGCGCCCCAUGCCCAGUCACCUCGAGAUCAUGGCGCGCCUCAAGCACAAGGUCACUGCUCGACUUGCGGCGAAGGAGCAAGCUAGCCGAACGGCUCAAGGCGGCGAGUAUGCCGUCAGGGCUGACUCUGGCCGGAAGCGCACGGCUCCGCCAGCGCCCUCGUCGGCCCCUGGGUCCCCGCCACAGCAGCCAGGCGGCACGACUCGUCCAAGUAGCGCUGCGGCACGCCGUCGUGCUGCUAGCCACAGUCAAGCUCUCGAGACACCCAUCCCCGCCGCCGGAUCCGCCAGCACGCAGAAGGAGUCGCCAGGUGUGCUCGCCGCUCUGCACUCCGCGGGCGCGGCAUCGAGUGGUGGCAUUGAGGCACUCCUCACAGCUGCAUCGCUGCAAUCGCCCGGAGCGGGGUCAGUGCGCGGUGGCGGUGCGCUCGCCGAGCCCGCCAGUUGAUUCUCCGAGGGCCGAGCUGAACUGACGCACGCCACAUGACAUCCGCUGUGCCCUGUUGCGGCAACGCAUCGCUCGCGUCGUAGCCUGACCGCUUAUGUGCUUCUCGACGUGCCCUAAUGUCAUCGAUCCAGAUUGCAGCUGGGGGCCAAGACACAGCGGCCCUCCUUGCCUGACAGCGGACUGGCGGGUAUCGUCGAUCUGGGAUAGAUGGCUCGGCUGCA